AUGCGUAGCGACGAAGAAUCUGACUAUGAUCCUUCGUUUACUUCAUCUCCGCAGAAGAAAGCACCCAAAAAGCAAGUCGAGAGAAGGGAUAAGCCACCACUUAAGAAGCAAGCAUCGAAAAAGGAAACAAAUGGCAAUUCGGUUAUGAAUGGUGAUAAAAGUGACAAUGGUGAUCCAUUGGAUAUCUUUACAAAUAUCGAUCAGCACCCCAAACGGCUAAAUAUUGAAAAAAUCUACCAGAAAAAGAGUCAACUGGAACAUAUUUUGCUACGUCCAGAUACAUAUAUUGGUUCCGUGGAGCGCACUGAUAAGGCGCCAUUGUGGGUAUAUGAUAUGGAAGGAGAACGAAUCGCUCAGCGUGACAUUUCAUAUGUUCCUGGAUUGUACAAAAUAUUUGACGAGAUUCUGGUGAACGCUGCAGACAAUAAACAACGUGAUCCGAAAAUGAAUCUUAUCAAAAUUAGCAUUAAUAAAGAAAAGAACGAGAUUAGUGUGUUUAAUAAUGGCAAAGGUAUUCCUGUCGUACUACACAAGGUGGAACAGUUGUAUGUCCCUGAACUCAUAUUUGGUACACUGCUUACCUCCUCAAAUUAUGACGAUAGCGAACGAAAAGUGACAGGUGGCCGAAACGGAUAUGGUGCUAAACUAUGCAACAUAUUCAGCACAGAAUUUACAGUUGAGACAUCCUCCAAAGAAUAUGGAAAAGUUUUCAAGCAAACUUGGAAGAAUAAUAUGACAAAAGACAAUGACCCAUUCGUGGGUAAAUCAAGUGGUGAAGAUUUUACACGUGUAACGUUUAAACCGGACCUUAAAAAAUUCAAAAUGACCGAACUGGAUGACGACAUUAUUUCGCUGAUAUCGCGCCGGGCAUAUGAUAUCGCUGGUUCAACGAAAGGUGUCAAAGUAUACUUGGAUGGCAAAUUACUACCGGUUCAAGGCUUUAAACAAUAUGUCGACCAGUACGCAAAACAUAAUCUUGACAGUGACGGGGAACCAUAUAAAGUUGUUUACGAACAGGUUAAUGAAAGAUGGGAAGUAGCCUUAACAGUUUCCGAAAAAGGAUUUCAACAAGUUUCUUUUGUCAAUUCCAUCGCUACUACAAAGGGUGGUCGCCAUGUUGACUAUGUUGCCGAUCAAAUCACAGCGAAGCUGAUAGACAUUAUCAAAAAGAAAGUAGGAAAGAGUGGAGUAAAUGUUAAACCGUUUCAAGUUAAAAGUCAUAUGUGGGUCUUUGUGAAUUCGCUUAUUGAGAAUCCAACAUUUGACUCGCAAACGAAGGAGACAAUGACCUUACAAGCAAAAAGUUUUGGCAGCAAAUGUGAAUUAUCUGAAAGGUUCAUUAAUGGAGCAAUGAAAUGCGGAAUUGUUGAAGCUGUCUUGGCAUGGGUCCGCUUUAAACAGCAAGAAACAUUAGACAAGAAAUGUUCAAGCAAGAAAACCAGUAAACUGAAGGGCAUACCGAAACUAGAGGAUGCAAAUGACGCUGGGACCAAAAAUUCUUCCGUGUGCACGCUGAUACUUACUGAAGGAGAUUCGGCUAAAUCUCUCGCUGUUUCGGGAUUAGGUGUCGUUGGUCGUGACCAUUAUGGCGUCUUUCCACUACGCGGCAAAAUGCUAAAUGUUCGUGAAGGCAGUCAUAAACAGAUUAUGGAAAAUGCAGAAAUAAAUGCUCUAAUUAAAAUUAUCGGUCUGCAGUAUCGUUUGAAAUAUGAUAAAGAUGAUGAUAUGAAAACGCUUCGUUAUGGAAAAAUAAUGGUUAUGGCUGAUCAGGACCAGGAUGGUUCGCAUAUCAAGGGCCUUGUGAUUAAUUUUAUUCAUUAUAAUUGGCCAAUAUUAAUUCGUCGUAACUUCGUUGAAGAAUUUAUAACACCAAUUGUUAAAGCCACAAAGGGUAAAGAAUCGUUUUCUUUCUUCUCGCUUCCGGAAUAUGCUGAAUGGCGAAAUAACACUGAGAAUUGGAAGACAUACCGCAUAAAAUAUUACAAAGGUUUGGGUACUUCGACGUCAAAGGAAGCCAAAGAAUAUUUCACUGAUAUGGUACGCCAUCGUAUUAGAUUUCAAUAUUCGGGAGAGGAAGAUGACAACUCUUUGGAUAUGGCAUUUAGUAAAAAGAAAAUUGAAGAUCGAAAAGUAUGGUUGACGAAUUGGAUGGCUGAGAAAAAAGCAAGACGUGAGCAAGGAUUAACGGAGGAGUAUCUGUAUGAUAAAGAUACUCGUGCUGUUUCAUUUAAAGAUUUUGUCAAUAAAGAACUGGUGUUGUUUUCAAAUGCUGAUAAUGAAAGAUCUAUACCAAGUUUGGUUGAUGGGCUAAAGCCUGGACAGCGUAAGGUUUUAUUCACUUGCUUUAAACGAGCAGAUAAAAAAGAAGUGAAAGUAGCUCAGCUUGCUGGUGCAGUUGGAGAAAUGUCUGCUUAUCAUCACGGCGAGGCCUCACUUAUGUCAACAAUCGUAAACCUGGCACAAGAUUAUGUUGGUUCAAAUAAUAUCAAUUUGUUGUUACCAAUCGGUCAGUUCGGCACACGUUUACAGGGUGGAAAGGAUAGUGCAAGUCCACGUUAUAUUUUCACACAGCUCAAUCCUGUAACCCGAGCGCUGUUUCCCGCUGUUGAUGAAAAUGUUCUACGCUUUCUGUUUGAAGAAAAUCAACGAAUUGAACCUGAAUGGUAUUGUCCAAUCAUACCUACAGUUUUGGUUAAUGGAGCCGAAGGAAUUGGUACCGCUUGGUCAACAAAAAUACCAAAUUAUAAUCCGCGUGAAAUUGUUGAUAAUAUGCGGCGUUUAAUACAUGGCGAAGAACCCAAACCUCUGAUCCCAUGGUUCAAAAAUUUCCGUGGAACUAUCGAGAAAUUAGAUGAAUCUCGAUAUAUUUGUAGUGGUGAAAUAGCCUUUUUGAGUAAUGAUACAAUCGAAAUCACUGAGUUACCAAUACGAACUUGGACGCAACACUACAAAGAAAGUGUCUUAGAACCCAUGCUGGAAGGAUCUGAUAAACAGCCUCCUCUAAUACAAGACUUCAAGGAAUAUCACACCGACACAACUGUUAAAUUUGUUAUAAAAAUGAAUGCAGCGAAGCUGAGGGAGGCGGAAAUGGAAGGAUUGCAUAAAGUAUUCAAGCUGCAGACGGCAAUAAACAUAAGCUCUAUGGUUCUGUUUGAUCCUUUGGGUUGCCUGAGGAGAUUCUCAAAUGUGGAACAGAUUUGCAAAGAAUUUUUUGAGAUAAGGAAAAAAAAAUAUAUCGAACGGAAAGCAUUCCAGGAAGGAAUGCUUCGUGCUCAAAGCGAACGACUCAGCAAUCAGGCACGUUUCAUCUUGGGGAAAAUUAAAGGUGAAAUAUUAAUUGAGAAUAAACGUAAGGCAGCAAUAGUGGAGCAGCUGGUGAAAAAAGGUUUCGAUCCGGAUCCAGUGAAACGGUGGAAGGAAUUACAGAGAAAGCGUGAACUUGAAAUGACUGGCGAAGUCCAAGUCGACGAUGAAGAAAUGGAAGGUGAAGAAGAGGAAGAAUUAGAGUCACCUGUUUCUCCAAUGAAGAAGGAUUUGGAGAAGAAACUGAGUGAUUAUGAUUAUUUAGUGGGUAUGGCAAUUCUAAAAUUAUCGGAAGAAGAAAAGGACAAGUUGUUACACGAUAGUGAAUUGAAGCUAGAGGAGUUAAAAGCUCUACAAUCAAAGACUUGGUCUGAUUUGUGGGAACAAGAUUUGGAUAAUUUUUUGGUUGAAUUAGAAAAGCAGGAAGCCAAGGAAAAAGCUGAUAUAGAAACGCAAGUGAAAGAUGCUGCUAAGAAAAUUGCUGGUGCAGUCACAAAAGGGCGUAAGAAAGCGAGCGUUCUUGUACAAGAGGUGCUUCCUGAUCCGAACGGAAUUCGGGUCCAGCCUUCUCUAGAUGCUAUUAAAGAAAAAUAUGAAAGCAAGAAGACCGAUGAACCAAAAAUUAGGAAGCCAAGAGUACCAAAGGAGCCAAAAAAAGUAAAGGAUGAGAACGAUGAGGAGGAUGACAAAAAGAAAGAGAAGUCCAAACGCCAGCGGAAAGAAAAUGGUAAAUUUGAAUUUCAUUUUAAAUCUGGUGAAUUUAGAUAUUGUCAUAGCGCUGAUAUCGUUUAUGCUAGAGCGUUGGAAGUUUUACUGAUCCAAACUGAUGGACAAAGCGCUAAACAGAAAAGAAACAGUUACCCAACGUUUUCUGCCAGUGGAAAGAAGAGCCUCCUACUUGACAAUCGAGGUGGCAGUUCAUUGAGUACGAAAGCAAAAAAGAAUAAACGAGAUAAUUGGGAAUCCAAUAGUAGUGAAGAUGAUUUGGAUGAAUCUGAUUACGUUGUAGAUGACGAUGAUGAUGAUGUGAUUGAGAUUAAAAAAACAACAGCUGGAGACAGAAAACGACGAGUGGAGCAGUCAGCGAGUAAAUCGGAUUUGAACAGUACUGGUGCAAGUGCUGAGGACAGUUUGAUGCAGUCAAGUGGUGAAAACAAAAAAAAAUUCCAUGAGAAGAUGGAUGAUCUUUUCAUGAAUGAGGUGAACUUUGAUUUUUGUUAA
Messenger RNA from Cercopithifilaria johnstoni, 4524 nucleotides. The record is from the annotation of a GenBank genome assembly. Lineage: Eukaryota; Metazoa; Nematoda; Chromadorea; Rhabditida; Onchocercidae.